This is a messenger RNA of Daucus carota subsp. sativus, 1908 nucleotides long. RefSeq lists its product as uncharacterized. The transcript has 3 exons. The record is from RefSeq and is a predicted model, not a curated record. Gene Ontology annotation, biological process: DNA repair; telomere maintenance. Gene Ontology annotation, molecular function: DNA helicase activity. Bases 1 to 1908 code for a protein of 635 amino acids. NCBI's taxonomy places the organism in Eukaryota, Viridiplantae, Streptophyta, Magnoliopsida, Apiales, Apiaceae.
AUGAUUGGUGAGGUGAUUGUUGUGGUGAGUUAUAAGGAGAGUUGUAUGGAGAGUAUUGUGAGGAUUGGCUGGAUGAUUGAUAGUCUUGAAGGAGUUGAAGUGGUUGGAAGUUUUGAGGAGGGGAUUGUUCUUGAUGUUGUUCUUCUUGAAGUUCAGGUUGAGCUGGUUGUUGUUGAUCAGGAGAGUUGUAUGGAGAGUAUUGUGAGGAUUGGCUGGAUGAUUGAUAGUCUUGAAGGAGUUGAAGUGGUUGGAAGUUUUGAGGAGGGGAUUGUUCUUGAUGUUGUUCUUCUUGAAGUUCAGGUUGAGCUGGUUGUUGUUGAUCAGCAGCUGCCACAACCUCCUGAAAUGUAUCUGAAUCAUGGGACAAACAACUUGAUUUUGGAGGAAACUAAUUACAAUAUUACUGAGAUGGAAGUAGAGAAUAAGAAGUUGCUGUCGACCAUGAACGCAGAGCAGAAGACAGUGUACAAUGCCAUUCUAGAAUCUAUAGACAAGAAUGAAGGCGGAAUUUUUUUUGUUUAUGGUAGCGGUGGCUGUGGCAAGACUUUUCUAUGGAGAACUUUAAUAUCAAAGCUACGAUCUCAAGGUGAUAUAGUUUUACCAGUUGCGUCCUCGGGGAUCGCUGCAACCCUUAUGCCCGGAGGAAGGACAGCCCAUUCCCGCUUUAAGAUACCUAUAGUUCUUGAUGAGUUUUCACUUUGUGCUAUAGGCAAUAAUUCUGAUAUUGCUGAACUUAUCAGACAUACAAAGUUGAUAAUCUGGGAUGAAGCGCCAAUGCAACACAGAUUUGCAUUUGAAUGUCUAGACCGCUCUCUUAGAGACAUUAUGAAGACUGUUGAUCAGGCACGUGCUUCUUUACCAUUUGGAGGUAUUACUGUACUGCUUGGAGGAGAUUUUAGACAAAUCCUUCCUGUAAUACCUCACGGAGAAAGGGGAGAAAUUCUUGAAGCAUGUAUAACACGUUCCCGUUUGUGGAAUAUUUGUAAAGUUUAUGUUUUGGAGAAGAACAUGAGGCUUAACAAAGGUUCAUCUCAGCGUGAAAUUGACGAGUUGAAUGAAUUUGCCAAAUGGGUGCUUGCUGUUGGAGAUGGAACUUUGCAUCCUACUCAAGAUGGCGGUAAUUAUCUUGAGGAUGACAUAGUAGUUCCAGCACAGUUUUGUGACUUGGAUAAUGAAAAUUCUGUUGAGAACAUGAUUUGCAGUAUAUAUCCAGAUUUUAUCCAGAAUGCAAGAAAUCCCAAAUAUUUGAGUGAGAGGGCUAUUCUGACUCCUACUAAUCAAACUGUGGGUCAUCUCAACUCUCUGAUUGUAGAAAUGAUUUCUGGUGAUGCAGUGAAUUAUUAUAGUGUUGAUAGUGCUGAGGAUUUUGGAGGUACAGAUGCUGAUCUACAGUCUGCUUUUCCUAUCGAGUAUCUUAAUUCUCUACAAGUACCAGGUAUGCCUAGCCAUGAUUUGAAGCUUAAAGUUGGUACAGUUGUAAUGUUGAUGAGGAAUUUGAAUCAAACACUUGGACUAUGCAACGGCACUAGAAUGAUUGUUACGAAGUGUUUGAAAUUCUGCGUUGAGUGUGAGGUCAUUUGUGGUUCUUUUGCUGGCACUAGACAUUUCAUUCCACGCAUGGAAUUAUCUCCAAGUGACUCAGAUCUGCCUUUUAAGUUAGUUAGAAAACAAAUGCCACUUCAGAUUUGCUACGCCAUGACCAUAAAUAAGUCUCAGGGUCAGUCUCUAGAAAAGGUUGGUUUGUUUCUUCCGAAAGCUGUUUUUACACACGGCCAGUUCUAUGUUGCAGUAAGCAGGGUUACAUCUCCAAGUGGUUUGAAGGUAUUCAUUGAUGAUGAUCGUGGUCUACCAACAAACCUCACACAAAAUGUUGUCUACAAAGAGGUGUUCUAUGCUUUGCCUAGGUAG